Prinia subflava (tawny-flanked prinia) is the source of this 5305-nucleotide messenger RNA. It is a transcript of the gene AQP11, whose product is annotated as aquaporin 11. NCBI's taxonomy places the organism in Eukaryota, Metazoa, Chordata, Aves, Passeriformes, Cisticolidae. The transcript is spliced from 4 exons. Bases 409 to 1173 code for a protein of 254 amino acids. Gene Ontology annotation, cellular component: membrane; cytoplasm. Gene Ontology annotation, molecular function: channel activity. The record is from RefSeq and is a predicted model, not a curated record. Gene Ontology annotation, biological process: transmembrane transport.
GCCCGCCGGAGGGGCCGGGCCCGUGCCGGGCUCCGCGCCGGGGCUGGAGCCGCUCCCGCAGCCGCGGACACCCCGCAACGCCGAUCCCGCCGGGGAAGUCGGCUCCCCUCCCGUUCCCCCGCGGCCGGGGAGCCGAGGCCCUCCCUUCCUUCCCUGUCCUCCGGCAGGCUGAGGGGACGGGGGAGCCCGGUCCGUCCCGCGGCGGAGGGGCUGAGGGGGCAGCCGAGCCCCCUCGGCCCCGCUCCCUCUCCCGUGCUUUUCCACCGCGGGGAGAGAGCUUCCAUGUCGUAACCCGUGCCCGGGCAGGAAGCGGGAUCCCCCAGCCCUCACCCCUGCCCUUUGCUCCGCCGAGCGGAGGGUGGUGGGGCUGGACCUUCCGCGAGCCCUCGGGCCUGUGAAGCUCCGGGCAUGGCUGUCGGAGGGCUCUGGAGCUCCCUGCUGCUGAUGUCCGGCGUCGUGGUGAGCGUGGGGCUGUGCCGGAGGCUGGCCCGGCGCCGGCUGCGCUCCCGCCCGCUCCUCUUCGCUUUCCUGGUGGAGAUGUUCAGCACCUUCCAGGUUUGCGCCUGCACGAACGAGCUCAGCCUGCUCGGCAACGUGGAGCCGAAGCCGCACACCGCCCUCACCCUCACCUACGGCUUCACCGUCCUGCACGGCCUGAGCCUGGCCGGCAGCGCCUGCAACCCCUGCGGGGUCCUGCAGCCCGUGUGGGGCGGCGGGACAUCGCUCCGCAUGGGCGGACUCAAGAUCGCCGCGGAGUUCGUGGCUGCGGUGCUCGCCAGAGCGUUCAUGCACUUUAUCUGGAGUCUGGAGAUGACAGAGCCCCAUCGUGGAGCGCUCUCGCAGAGCUGCAGCAGCCCCAUGCAGACUACAGAGAUACAGGCGUUCUGCAUAGAACUACUCUUCUCUGUCGUUUUCCAGCUGGCCGUCCUGCGAGCCGAAAGUGUUAAUCCCAAAUACAGGGUCCAUGUGAUUGCUCUACUUGUCACCAUGCUCGUGUAUGCAGGUGGAAAUCUCACAGGAGCAAUAUUUAACCCAGUACUGGCUUUUUCAUUACAUGCAGAUUGUUUCUAUGACAAAUUUUUGAGUUACUCACUAGUAUAUUGGAUAGCACCAUGCUUAGGUACAAUACUUGUGGCUUUUAUAUGGGAUGAAAUCUUUCCUCGGAUAUCUUGAGACAUCAAAUCCUGAAAUUUGGGAGCAGCACUACAUUAAAAAGUAUUUUCAACAUCUGCAGACAUAAACCUUUCAGAGAACUGUUGACAGACUUUGUGCCAUCUUUAUGUUCUAUUUUCAGACUUCAUGUUUGAAAUAUUUGACUUACCACUUUGUAUUCAAAUAAUAAUUUUGUAAAUGCAUAUUGGGAUUUUGGGAAUAUCUGCCACCAUUUUCAAUUAAGCCAUAUGAAUGUGAAAGACUGUUAAAACACAAACUUUGUCACUUUAGCCAUAAGUGCCAUUUGCUGACCUUUAUUAGCAUGCAAAACUAAUUUUAGAGAAAUACCCCAUCCUUUCAAAGUUUGAUUUUAUUGGAUUUCUUCCCAUUGGAGGCACCUGCAAAAAGGGAGCUGAAGAUUUCUCAUACUGACAUCAUUAUAUUCCUACUUGCCCUGUACCUACCUCUGAGAGGAAGAAAGGCUCCAGCACUCCCUAGAAGAGCCUCCACAGCUCUGUUCUAGAGGCACCCUACACCAAAAUUAAAAGUCUGUACGAACAACAUUGUUUUAAUAAUAUCUGAGUGCAGGUAAGUAACCCCUCCCUUCCUUCCAGGAAGGCUCUGUCCCAUCCUGUCCCAUUGAGACUGUUGAAUGUUUACCUUGGAAAACAUUCUUUACCUUGGUUGGAAAAAGCAGUAAUAAAAUACCAUAAAAUUCUGUAGACACACACAACAAAUGGCAUUUUAGGCAUAACCCUCUAUUUUUUAUCAGCAAUUACUGCUGCCACUUCAGAGACAGAGUAUAUAGGGAUGAAUCAUGCAGUACUCAAUUGGUCCUUGAUUUUAUGUAGCUCUUCUUUAAAAAACAAAUGUAUCUGCAAUGCAAGAGAAAUUAUAACAGAGGUAAAAACUAUAGGAAAGCUACAUACACAAGCCUGUCCUUUAUAGCCUCAGCUGAAGGCCAACACCUUCAGAGUACCACCCUCUGAAGCUCACUUUCUAGCAUGAGGUUUCUUCUUCUGGAUACAGCUUAAUUUUUGAACAUGCCCAAAUGUAUUUCUCAAGUUUAAGAGUAAAUGCAGUUUUUCUUUUUAUGGUUACUUGGUUUGAAAGGAGAGAUGGUUAACAAAUUCUACAAAGAUCUCAGUGUCACGUCCCUCGCCUCAUCAUCCAAGUCACCUUACAAACCAUAUUUUGAGGGAAAGCCAAUCAGAUGGGGGUUUUUCACAGUAAACUGUGAAGUCUUUAACAGCUACUAUUGUCAGCUAUCUUUUUUGCAAGAGUUUGGGAAGUAAAUAUUUCCAUGUAAUUUCUUCCUUGUUGCAAUAAAAUCUUUUCUUGUUUUAUUUUUCCAAGGUACCUAUAACGUUAUAUUGCAAAAUUAAAUUAACUGUAUGAAAAUGCUUUACAUACAAGAGUCCUAUCCAUGACCCUGUAUUCAGUUACUAAUAAUAAAAAAAAAUUAGCCUACUAAUAUGCUGAAGAGAACUAGAACUGCUGGGUUAUCAUUCAGCAGCUCUUUGACCGUAGUGGGAGUAGAUCUACUAAAGGAAACUUGUCCUUAAAACUCUCCAUGGCAAGGACCACACACCAGCACACUGAGCCUGAAAAGAUGUGAUCCUCUGAAAAAAUACGUAUUUUUAUACCUUGUUCUGCUUCUAAAACAGAUCCUUUUGGAGGUUUCUAACUCCUUUUUCUUGCUUUACUGCUUUUUAUCUCGUUUACCUAUUUUUAAAGUGAUCCAUACCUCAUCAUUUUCCCCCCUUUUUUCACCUUAUUUCUUAUGGAAACAAAUCUUUUAAAAUCUGCAUGAUUUGAUGUCUCCUCUGAGCCCAUGGAGCCCACAGGAUAAAGGUCUCAAAAUUAAACUUUGAAGAGCAUAAAAAUAGUCAAAGAAAGGAGAAAGCAGAUAUACAAACCUACAGGCAGCCCAAAUUUGUUAGAUUAGAGGUCCUACUUCUACAUCAUUUUUGAUGGCCUGCAAAAGCAAAGUCCAUAAAGCGAAGAGGUCAGAUCAGAUCUGACUUCUCCAUGUCUGCCUUGUUUAUUUUGGCACAACAUACAGUUUAAAAGAAAUUGGUACAAAUCUGGGUGAUUAACAAGUAGUUGCAGUAUUUAUAGGCACCAGAAUGUAAAUUUUUUUAAAAAAUCAAUAGGAAUUAGACAAACCUUAAACUGACUGAGUAAAUGCAAAACAAAAGAAAAACAACAAAAGUAGCAAAAAUGGUGAAAAAUAAACCUAAGCUAGGAACUGAAGAAUUUAACUGGUUUUGGUAGUGCAGGCAAAAAGGGGUAUUUUACAUUUGUGGUAACGAAUGCUUAUGAAGUCCAGAACACUUACAGCCUAAAUUCAAAGUUUUAAUAAAAAUAAAACUUGUCAAUCCACACAAGAUGGACGCUGCCUUCAGUGUUCAUCCAGGUUUGUUUCCACCUCACCUCAGUUACUCUUGCUCCAUUGAUUUGACUGGAAGCAUUACAAGAUGUCUGCUCCUUGAGCUCCACAUUAGCACAACACAAAUUAUCCUGGAUGUAGUGAGGGUGCCAAGGGCUGUGAACAGUCCAGCUGCCCUGGAGUUCAUUUUGCCCAGCUGCCAGGGUAUGCAAAGGUCUGCAGUUUAACGUGGAAAACAGAAACACCACAUUCCAACUCAGAUUUACAUACACUAAGAAAACCCCACCAGUCUGCUUCAACACUGAAUGGUGACUUAGAAUUCAAUGAGCUUUUUGCCUCAAUUGUGGUGCCAGUAAGACUUUUACCUGUCCCAACAUCUCACCACGUCAAGAUUCUGCAAACACUGGUGCAAAAAUCAACUCUGUAUCCUCCUUUGUAACUCUGAAUCCAUAACAAAAACAUGUACACCCUCACAUGAAUUCCUUUGUAUGUAUACAAAGGGGCUGGUAAAGACAUUGCUGUAGAAUGCCUUGUUGCAUAACACGCUGAAUACCUCAUUUAUUCGGCUGCGUCAGUGGUUCCCAGCACUGUUCAGACCCUAAUUUGACUGGCAUUCCUAACGAAUAUUCAACAAAGAGUGGCUGUAAUUAUCACGUACCUUGGAACCAAAUCACAUCCUAAAGAUGUGUACGCAGAGUUUACAGCCAGUGAACUGUUCAUGAACCAACACAGCACACCUCACCCUUGGCCCCCCAUAAAAAAAUCACAGGUCAGCUUCAAAAGAAAAUGCAGGAAGUUUGGUCCAGCCUUUCAUUUCAGUACUGGGGGAAGAGAGGAACAACCUGAAUUUGCUGAUAUUUCCCAAUAGCAAAAUCCCCACCCCGCAGAGAUGAAACAGGGAAAGCUCCAGCAGGACCAACAUCUUGGCAAUCUAAAGCUGGGUUCCUAAGUCUGGGAUGUAUCUGACUAACUCUGUCACAGGCAUAUCUGCAAAUGUUCUGGCCUUUUAUCCUCAAUUCCAGGUAAAUGAUAAAAAUGGCCUUGGCUUCACUGAAGAUUUUUUUGUUACAGAAGAGAGUUUGACACUCAAGAGCUCAAGCUGCUUGCUAAAGUAAAGGAGGGAGAACUGCAACAGUGAGCUGGUUGUAAGAUACAAAAAUCUUAGUUUAUUUAACAAUGUUAACAUUUAAUACAAAGACACAAAACAGUUCUCUUUGUCCGGACCUUACAGACUUUACUCUGUCUCCUCUACUACCCAAGCUCAGCUUUCAGAGAAAUGAAAGGGAUAGCACUGAAAUGAUAAAGCUAUUACUUGAGGGGGUUUAAAUUCAGCUUUUCCUUCAGUCCUUGGCCAAACCUAUUUCCUUUUAGUCGUAACACUUCUGUUCCCAUUUCUACUCCACAGAGUCAAUGAUAGGUAAAAAAAUAUGGAAAAUUCUAGGACAAUCUAAAAUUCUGUUCUACUUACAGUUUUAUUUCUGAAGUCCUAGAAUUCCUACAAAGGCUUCUUUAAAAGGCCAGAGAGUUUGGUCAAAGAGACUGUGGCUGCCCCAUCCCUGGAAGUGUUCACAGCCAGGUUAGGAUGGGGUCCUGAGCAACCUGAUCUACUCAAUGGCAUCCAUGCCCAUGGCAGGUGGGGUUGGAACCAGAGGAUCUUUAAGGUCUGUUCCAACACAAAUCAUUCUGUGAUUCUAUGAAAUGACCCCUGAUUAGCCCCAUUCAAGUGUUAGAUGCAAGAGGUUUUAUUGUUUUUGUUUAUUU